GCCGUGUGGCGGGGGCUGGCUCAGGACGGCCAAUGAGUGCGGGGGAGCGGGUGACAGACGCGGCGGCGGACGGAGGGCGAGCGGCGGCUGGAGCCGAGCGGGCUGCCAUAGGUUUCAGAAUCCAGACAGAACCAGCUAACGUUCUGCUGGUCGCAUUGUGAAGGCAGCAUGGUGUCGAUACCAGAGUUCUACUUGGGCAAGAAUGUUCUCAUCACUGGGGCCACUGGCUUCAUGGGGAAGGUGCUGCUUGAGAAGCUGCUGCGCUCUUGUCCCGGAGUCAAGACUGCGUAUAUUCUAGUGAGAGCCAAAGCAGGCCAGAAUUCUCAAGCACGUGUUCAAGAAAUGCUCAACAGCAAGCUUUUUGACAGACUGCGAGAUGAGCAGCCGGAUUUCAAAGAGAAGGUUGUAGCAGUGAGCAGUGAAUUGACUCAGCCAGAGCUUGGUCUUAGCCAGGCUGACAAGGAACUCUUGAUAUCUUGCAUUAACAUUGUCUUCCACUGUGCAGCCACCGUGCGCUUCAAUGAAACUUUGAAAGAUGCAAUGCAGUUGAAUGUGGUUGCCACCCGCCAGCUCCUUGUAUUUGCACAGCUGAUGAAGAAGCUUGAAGUCUUCAUUCAUGUUUCCACUGCCUAUGCACACUGCAAUCGCAAGCAUAUUGAGGAGGUCAUUUAUCCACCUCCAGUUGAUCCUAAAAAAUUGAUUGAAGCUCUGGAGUGGAUGGAUGAUGAUUUGGUUCAGGACAUUACGAGAAAACUAAUCGGUGAACGACCAAACACCUACACCUAUACUAAAGCCAUGGCAGAAUAUGUUGUGCAGCAAGAAUGUGGAAACUUAAAUGUUGCUAUUGUUAGACCUUCUAUUGUGGGAGCCAGCUGGAAGGAACCAUUUCCUGGCUGGAUUGACAACUUCAAUGGACCAAGUGGGCUCUUCAUUGCCGCUGGUAAAGGAAUCCUACGCACAAUGAGAGCAGCGAACAGUGCUGUGGCUGACCUGAUCCCAGUGGAUGUGGUUAUAAACAUGACUCUGGCAGCUGCAUGGUACUCGGGAGUUCAUAGGCCAAGAAAUAUAUUGGUUUACAACUGUACUACAGGUGGCACCAAUCCUUUCCACUGGGGUGAAGUUGAAUACCAUGUAAUAUCCACUUUCAAGAGGAAUCCUCUCGAGCAGGCCUUCAGGCGGCCCAAUGUAAAUCUAACCUCCAAUCACUUGAUCUAUCAGUACUGGAUUGCUGUAAGCCAUAAGGCCCCAGCAUUCCUGUAUGAUGUCUACCUCAGGCUUACUGGAAGAAAACCAAGGAUGAUGAAAGUCAUUAAUCGGCUUCACAGAUCAAUGAUGUUGGUUGAAUACUUCACAAGCCAUUCAUGGGUGUGGAACACUGAUAAUAUAAACAUGCUCAUGAGUCAAAUGAGCCUGGAUGACAAGAAGGUGUUCAACUGUGAUGUAAGACAGCUUCACUGGGCUGAAUAUAUGGAAAAUUACUGCAUGGGAACCAAGAAGUACGUACUAAAUGAAGAGCUCUCUGGACUACCUGCAGCCAGGAAACAUCUCAUCAAGUUAAGAAAUAUUCGCUAUGCAUUCAAUACCAUCCUGGUUGUCCUGAUCUGGAGAAUUUUCAUCGCAAGAUCGCAGAUGGCACGGAAUAUCUGGUACUUUGUGGUCAGCCUGUGCUAUAAGUUCUUGUCCUACUUCAGGGCAUCAAGUACUAUGCGAUACUGAAGAAGCCACAAGUACUCGGUCACCUAUGCAUUUAUGGAUAGCUGUACUGGACAUUGAUAAAAUCUUGUGUUAAUGUUUGUACUAAAAAAAAACCUGUACCCGGUUCUAUUUUGUCAUGUAUGUAAUUUGUUAAAGCUACUUUAUUAUAAUUUAGGACAGCUAUCUAGCACCAUUAUAAGUACAGAAAUGCACUGAAGUACAGUGAAAAACUAUUUCAGGGUUUAAAAUAAGCUUUAACACUGAAGGAGGAAUGACAUGGGGAAAACAAGUUUAAUCUUUUUCCAUCGAAUUGCUGUAUUCAAAUUUCUGUCGGUCAUCUCCGCCACUUCACAGAGUUCAUAAAACGUGUCCUGUUGCAAGUGGUUUGUCCAUAAAUACUAAUUUACUCAUAGUGCAUGCUUUUAUUGGUUUACCUUUUGGUCACUGCAUAGGACAUUCAGUUUGAACUUCAGUGGUGUAAAAUUAAACAGAAACAAGUCUCCUAACAUUGACAGUGAGGCUUGACUUUUCUGCAUUUCUGCUUCUUCACGUGGCACCAGCCAUGUCGCUGAGCUUCCCUCUAAACUGCUUCUGACUGGCCUUUUGGUAAUCUUGCAGUAAUAGUGCUAAUUGCUUUAGCUGAACUAAGCAUAAAGCACCAAUCGUGUAGUUAAUCGGUAAACGUUACAUGAGACCUGCUCUUGGCUGGAAACUGCAAUCAGCUUGGGAUGCAUUUGACUGAAAGUAUUAGAGGGAACUUUUCUUUUCAUACCUUCUGCAGCUGUGCCCCAUGGAACACUCCAGUAUCAUCCACAACUAAAAAAUAAUAGGGUGCGGAGUCUAAACUUAAGGAGCUUUAACUGAAUGUCUGCCUGUAAAAAAAAAUAAACCAGUUGAGAGAACGAGGAGGAGGGGCGCUGGAUUUCAAUCGGAAAGGAAAUCUGAUGAAGCCUGCUGGCAGUACACACUGUGCAUCUUGUGCUAGUGCGCAAGACCAGUUUCACUCCCUCCUCUUGGCCAAAGGUUUUCUAAAUUAAGGUGUGGGCUUUAUGCAGAAGACACAAGUUAUCUAUUGUGCCUGAAGACAUUCCUAAAAGGUUAAGUGGUUUUGGUGAAUUGAUGUACUAUGCUCUCUGCAGAAAUGUAAAAACGGAUUUUGAAAACAAAAAUUGGGAAAUAGUUGUAUUUUUGCCUUGAUGUGGGUGGGGAGAAUGUGCCUGAUUUCAUUAUAAAGUUGUGCCGAAAAGUUUUAAUGGAAGACUUGUGCAAGAAUCAGCUGGGCUGUCCCAUUUACAGCUGGGAUGGCUGGCCUCUUUUUGGUGUAAGGUUGAAAUGAGUAAGUUGUAUUGUUUGUGGAACUAGGCUACAAGGAGAGUUCCCUUAGAAUCUGAGCUGUGAAUGUACCUCCUUUUUUUCUUUGUGGCCUCACAACCAGUAUAAUCUAGUGUUUCAAUCAAUAAUGAGCUUGUACAUUUUAAUGGUUGGUACUACUCAGUCCUUUAUCUGACUGGGCUAAAAUGUAGAUGUGUCAAACCCUUCUGGAUAUGGAUGAAGUGAAUAAUGUUGGUAUGAAAAACUAUACAUCAACUAUGUGAGUUGCUAAUAGUUGGCAUUGAUGCCUCAAUGAAGUAUGGCAUCAAAGCACUGAUCUUUAUAUAUAAAUUAAAUCAGAUUAACUGUUUCAAUUCAAGAAACUGAAGGUGAAGCCAAGAAGUUAAAUUAAGCCAAAAAUCCAAAGCCUCCGGCCUUUAAUUCACAGGAUUAUGUACUUUAAGUGGUCUCAUUAUUUAGAAGACACCUUUUAUUUCAUGGCCUGAAUGUGGUCAGAGAUUUAGCAGCUGAGUUCACAUUGUGCUACAGUGAAAGCGUCAGUUGGUCUCUCUGCCUCUGUGUUGACCAUGCUCUGCUUUAUUCUUGGGUUAAACCUUUUCGGUCUCCUGAACACACUCAGCAUUCUGCAGCAUGAGGUUUGGCCUGUUUCUCCAUUUCUCACCCCUCCCCCCUGUAAUUUCACUGCCCACCACUGCCUAUAUCUCUAAACUGGAUGGCAGCCCCCACCCCCCAUCUCUUAUAGUAUAGACAGAUCUGUGUUGACAACUAUAAUUCAAGCCAGCUUGAAGCAAGGGAAUUUUGUAAACUGUGAGAGCCCUUUCCACUUUUGUUUACUAGGAGUUACUGACCUUGGCCUUUUUGUAAAUAGCAGAUAAUUAGCAGGUGAAUUUUUCAGAGGUCUAUUUUGCCUGGCCUGGUCCCUGUGCAGACUUCGACACGUAUGGGUGGUGGUUGAGGGGAGUAGAUGUGUGAACGUUACUGGGUUUUGGUGUGCACUUAAAAUCCGUUGUGCAUUGUACGGCUGGCUGCCUUAAGCUAUGAGUUUUUAGUGAAUGUUUCUACAAAGGACAAUAGAUGACAUUUGUAAUUGAAUGGUAUAUAUUUAUUGUAUCAGCUGGUGUUAAUGUAGGGUUGUCUGUAUUGGAAAUGACUUUAAUUUAAGAAAAUUUUCUGUACACUUAUAGUAAAACCUUUUUCAUCCUGAAAGCAAUGUUAAAUGCUAUACUGCAAUGGCAGCAUUCAUAUUUUUACACUGUAUGAAAAAUGGACAAGCAUUGAUGUCGCAGUUAGCAGUACAACAGUGAUUUGUGAAUGGAAAAUUAAAGGGUGCCUUUGAGAAUCAAUAACACCAUGGUGUGUUAAUUU
Pristis pectinata (smalltooth sawfish) is the source of this 4392-nucleotide messenger RNA. RefSeq names its product fatty acyl CoA reductase 1 (gene far1). The record is from RefSeq and is a predicted model, not a curated record. The coding region runs from base 169 to 1716 and encodes 515 amino acids. NCBI's taxonomy places the organism in Eukaryota, Metazoa, Chordata, Chondrichthyes, Rhinopristiformes, Pristidae. Gene Ontology annotation, molecular function: alcohol-forming very long-chain fatty acyl-CoA reductase (NADP+) activity. Gene Ontology annotation, biological process: long-chain fatty-acyl-CoA metabolic process. The transcript is spliced from 12 exons. Gene Ontology annotation, cellular component: peroxisome.